AUGUGGCCGCUGCCAGCCGUAGCCGCGGCCUGCGUGUGCGCGCUCGCGGCCGCGGCGCUGUGGUUGCUGCGCCGGCCGCUGCGGCGCUGGCGGCGCCUCGUCGCCUUCUCCGCGCAGCUGGCGGGCCCUGCGCUGCCGCGGCUCUCUCUGGGCGAGGACACGCUGGCGGCGUUCGCGGACGCCUGCCGCCGCUACGGCACGCCCUGCAGGGUGUGGGUGGGUGCGCGGCUGUACGUGCUGCUGAGCGACCCGGAGCACGCGGCGGCCGUGCUGGGAGGCGGCGGGGGCGGCGGGGGCGGCUUCCACGAGAGGGCCGGCCUCCGCCAGUGGGACGCCCUGCGGCCCUUCACAGGGCGCGGACUCGCCACCGCGGCAGCGGGGGAGGGCUGGAGCCGCAGGCGCAGGCUGGUGGAGCAGACGCUGACGCCGCAGUGGGUGCAGUCGCAGAGCGGCUGGCUGCGCCGGGUGGCGGACCGGCUGGUGGCAGCCCUGCAGCACGUGGCGCCCCCUGCGGAGCAGCAGGUGCAGCAGCUGCAGGUGCUGAAGGAGCUGCGCGCCUGCACGCUGGACGCCCUGGCCGGGUCGCUGCUGGGACAGCAGGCGCGCGCCACGGGCCGCCCGCCGGCUGGCUUCCCCCACCACUUCCUGCAGGCCGCGCAGCUGAUAGACCAGCAGGCCGGCCGCCAGCCGGCGCUGCUGUCGCCUCUGCCGCUGCUGUCUCUGGCGGGCGGCGGGCAGGCCGGUCCGCGGCUGGUGCGCCAGCUGCGAGGCUACAUCGACGCGGCCGUCGACACCGCGGCGCACAGCUCGACCCGCGGCCAGGAGCGUCACAUCGCGCUCAGCUGGGAGCGCGCAGCCGACAGCGGCGACGACCCGGACAGGCUGCCCGGGUCGGUGCUGGAGCAGCUGCUGGCCGCGACCGAGGACCGCCGGCUGGUGAGCGAGGAGCUGGCCUCGCUGCUGCUGGUGGGCCAGCCCGCCACAGAGGCGGCGCUCUGCUUCACCCUGCAGCUGCUGGCGCUACACCCGCAGGUGCAGACGGCGGCGGCGCGGGACGAGCAGCUGCUGCGGCGCGCCGUGCUGGAGUCGCUGCGGCUGUUCCCGGUGCAGCCGCUGCUGGCCCGCCAGCUGUCUGAGGACGUGAAGCUGCCGCUGGCAGGUGGCCGCGGGCAGCUGCUGCUGCCCCUGGGCUGCACCGCCGUCGUCUGCUCGCCGCUCACACACCGCGAUCCCGAGCACUGGCCCGACCCGGACGCCUUCCAGCCCGACAGGUUCCUGGAGGAGCGCGAGGCGCGCAUGCACCCGUUCGCCUACCUGGCGUUCGGCGGCGGCGCGCGGCGCUGUCCCGGCAGCGAGCUGUCGCUGCAGCUGCUGUGCGCCACGCUGUCUCGCCUGCUGUCCGCCUUCCGCGUCGCCGCCGCGGGCGACAGCCGCGACCACCUGCAGGACCUGCGCCUGCGCGCCGUGCUGUCCCCGCGGCAGGGCUUCCAGCUGCAGCUGCUGCCCAGGACCUGACCGCAGCCAGUGGCGGCCCCACUCCGCUGCCACUGGGCUGUCGCUGUAGCACAACCCGACAGUUUCCAGCUUCGCUCGUUCUCGAGUGUGUGGUAGAAGUGGUUACGUCAGCCUCAUAAGCUGUAAAAGACAAAAGCCACACGCCGUACACAGUUAUUUGUAGUUUGAACGUCAACGUACACGACCUCGAAACAGAAAGCUCCAAAUUUCCUCGUGCACACUUACGGGGGAUAUUCAAUAAGUAAUGGAACACAAUUUUUUCUCAUUGCAGGCUGGUUUUAUCCAGGAUUAUUCCCCACUCUUUUGGCUUCAAGACCCUUUUUUUUUCAGUGUUAUCUCCGUUCAAUACGACUGCCUUAUGCCACUUUACUGGGAGAGCUGGUCUGCUGAUGUGAUGUCACUCUGCUGGUCAUGUCAGAGCCAAUGUCUUGCUGCAUCAGUAAGUUCCCCAUCACCAAAGGUGUGCUCCCUUCAGAGUGGUCAAACAGAUGGAGCUUGGAAGAUGCAAGAUCUGGGCUACAUGCUGAUCAGGAAGAACAGAUCAUUGAAGGUCUGUGCAUUCCUCUCGGGUGCCCAGACUUGCAUGAGGCCUUCCAUUGUCAUGAACAACAAGUUCGUUUGUAUUUUUGUGGUGACAAACAUGCUGAAGUCGUUUCUUCAAUUCCCUCGGGGAAGCACAAACCUUUAAGUACCCCAAAUGGUGCACGAACGUGUCAGCACUACCAACAGUGCGUCCAGUUGAGCCUGAGGUGUUUGAUCGUGAUCUGUGCAUCACAUCCAAUGAGAGUGUCUGCAAAUUCCAUCAUUGCAGAAGUCACACCUGUGUUCAGCUGGCAAGCAUACGGGAGAUCAGACACGUUCGCACGACACCGGUACGAUGACGGGAGACCCCUCGUCCAACAACUCACCGUGCUUUUGUUCACUGCCAGGUCUCCGUAGACAUUCUCCGAGCGCUACGAGUAUCUCCGAUAGUCUUGUUUUCCUCCAAAAGGAACUCGGUGACAGCCCUGUGCUUGGAACGCACCUCCAUUAGAGACGACAUUUUGAAGACUGUGUAUAGCGCCGCCAUGUGUCAGAACUUUAUGAAACUAUAGGGGCAGAAGCGAGAAUAUUGCACGGCGUCCCACAACAAAUUCCACAUUUUUCGAAUCGAAACGACGAGGAAACAAAUGUGCUGCAUAACGUAUUGAACGCCCUCCGUGUAAACGUAUUGCAGAACUGCAAACAGCCCUGCGUAUGUGUAGUUUCUGGAUUCCUGGUCUGAGGUCUUGUACAUUGACAACCAUGCUAUGUAUGACCGUAUGUAGCACACCACUUUUGUUUUAUACAACUUGUGAGAAUGAUGUGUCCACAUCUAUUAUAUUAGUGCUUGAUGAAUCACCAUUUCAAAUCAAUGCUGUGCUGGAAACAAUAUGAUUCUUCGAAAGACAUACGGCUUUGUGACGGUAGCAUGUGGGGAAAACUAUGCCAGAAGAAUCCACAGAAGAAGAGUAAACUGACAUGAUUACAGUUGCGACAGCUGUCCACAGAGAAAUAUUUCCUUUAUUACAACAACACAUAACAGUUCAUUGUUACUGAAAAUAAAAAUACAUUAUCCAGCCUC
Messenger RNA from Schistocerca nitens (vagrant locust), 3118 nucleotides. Its product is annotated as cytochrome P450 4C1-like. Gene Ontology annotation, molecular function: oxidoreductase activity, acting on paired donors, with incorporation or reduction of molecular oxygen; iron ion binding; heme binding. The record is from RefSeq and is a predicted model, not a curated record. The transcript is spliced from 7 exons. Lineage: Eukaryota; Metazoa; Arthropoda; Insecta; Orthoptera; Acrididae. The coding region runs from base 1 to 1515 and encodes 504 amino acids.